CGAGGAGAGCCGCCCAGAGCCGACGCGAGCGCGGCAGCAGCAGCCGGGGACUGGCAGGGGCGCGCAGAGGCCAGGCACGGCCAGGCAGCGCCGGUGGCAGCGCGGCGCGGGCAGAGCGAGGUCGGGGGCUUCAGCGGGGCAGCCCGGCGCAGGUGCCCGUGGCCUCGGGUCGGCGGCCAGCCCAGCGCUCGGCGCCCGGCGGCUGCGCUCCCGCGCCCUGGCGGGGUCCAGGAUGUCGACCUCUUCGGAGGAGUGCCGCUCCCCGGUGGGGCUGGACUGCUGCAGCUGCUGCCUGGACCUGGCCAACCGCGGCGGCGGCCCGGAGCGGAGCCCCGUGGGCUGCAACAACAACCUGGGCAGCCCGAGCAGCAGCAGCAGCCCCUUCCUGCAGCUGCGGGAGCAACUGGUCUGCCAGAACUUCAACGCCGACAAGCUGAGCCGCAUCAUGCGCCAGGACUCGCUGGAGCCCGUGGUGCGCGACCCUUGCUACCUGCUCAACCAGGGCAUCUGCAACCGCAACAUCGACCAGACGCUGCUCUCCAUCCUGCUCUUCUUCCACAGCGCGUCCGGGGCCAGCGUGGUCGCUAUCGACAACAAGAUCGAGCAGGCGAUGGAUCUGGUCAAGAACCACCUGAUGUAUGCAGUGAGGGAAGAGGUGGAGAUCCUGAAAGAGCAGAUCAAGGAGCUGGCGGAGAAGAACUCUCAGCUGGAGCGUGAAAACAGCCUCCUGAAAAACCUGGCCAGCCCAGAGCAGCUGCAGAAGUUCCAGUCCCGGCUGCCGCUGGAGAUGCCGUCGCCCGAGAAGCAGUGCUUGGGAGCGGCUGCCCCGGCCCAGCACGGGGCGGGUUCUGCGGUGUAAGGUGGCUCUGUCCAUGAGGUGGGCAGAGCCACGGAACUUGUUGCUUCUCAACCUCCUUGGAAGUGGUUUCCUCACAUCGCCUUUGGAGGACUCCGGCUAGGCUGCGGCCACGACAGUGCCCCAAGGGGGCCCGUUAAUUCGUGGCCUGCCUCUGUGGGUUGGCCAGAGACUGUCUCCUGAGAAAAGGAGCGCACGCAAGUUGCGCUGGGAUUGCCGCACACACGUACGGGCAGUCCUGCCUCGAAGGAGUUUGGGUUUGCCGUCUGGCCCCUCCCUGCUCUCGUCCUUCUCGGUGAGCAGUGGGGGUGGGCAGCCCUUCUCGGGGAGGUUCCUGUCUCGGUGACAAAAGACUGUUAAUGUGGAAGAAGCCAGUGGGCUGUGUUUAAAGCAAGAGGAAACUCCUUGCCCUGAACAGGGAGGCACAUGCCGAUCGGUCAGCCGCCCUGCUCGGCCCGGAUGUGCGACCAUCUGGGUUUUGCCAGGGCAUUCUGCCUGUUGGGCUACUGCUGGCCUCUUUUUUCCCUGUUGCCCGUCUUGGGCUGGGGACCACCCCUGUGGACAUUAGGGAGCCUUCUAGGGGCUUGAAUUGGGACAAGGAUUUAGUGCCAGUGAGUGGCAGAUGGAGGGAGGGGGGCUGAGGCCUCCUAACCCGGGUUGUCUAUUGAACUUUGUACACAGACAAACCCCCUGCGAGGGGGAGCUCAGCACCAGCUGCCUUACUGAUAUCCUGCGUGGACCCUAGCCAAUGGGGCUGGGGAAAGAGACCCAACGGCAAUGCACUGAUGGGGUGGUUUGUUGCAAAAGGAGGAGGCUUAGGGUGGCUGGCUCAGGGAGCAGCCCCCCCCUCCAGCCGUGAUGGGAACCCUGCUUCUGUGACACGUCCUCUGAUUAAUGGUGUAAAUCUUGAGACACUGCAAUAAAGACUACAUUUUUUUAUAUA
Molecule: messenger RNA, 1799 nt
Organism: Elgaria multicarinata webbii
Lineage: Eukaryota; Metazoa; Chordata; Lepidosauria; Squamata; Anguidae
Gene: TSC22D3
Product: TSC22 domain family member 3
Exons: 3
Coding region: 233-859 (208 amino acids)
Biological process (GO): regulation of transcription by RNA polymerase II; negative regulation of activation-induced cell death of T cells
Source: RefSeq, a predicted model, not a curated record